AAUCUAUUUAAUCCGCCAAUUCUACCCCUUCUCUUCUUUAUGAAGAAAGCGAUCGGUGGAUCCUGAAACUCUUACAUCCCUUUCUCACUCCCUCCGUCGGGUAUCCGUUAAUUUCUUUACGAUAGCAGUCGUCAGGUUUAGGUUUCUCGACAGAUUUUGACCUUUAAUGAUAAUUUCUUUUUAUUCUUUCUCUCUCUCUCUCUGUUCUGGGAUUGAACUUAUUUCCUUCUUAAGUUAUCAUUCGCUACAUAACUCUCUCUAUCUCUCAUUGCAUUUUAUGUUUUCUUGAGAUAUUCUGCAUUAAUUUGUCUUCCGAAAACUGCAAUUGUAUUUUUUUCCGGUUAUGUUGGUGCGCUUCCUGCGAUGGUUCCAUGAACUGGUGACCGUUUUAUUUUUAAAGACGGUUGGAAUGGUUCUAUCAUCAACAUUAUCACCACUCCCAAGUUCCACCACAGACAUUGCGUGUAUUUCUGUUUUCCACCCCUUCAGCUUCCGCCAUCGUCUGAACUUUAGGCUCCUUCAAGUAUUGGAUAUACAGUAUCUACUGACAUAUUGAUGUGGGUGGUGGGUACUUUAUUGGGGUUCAGGGUUUCAGGAUAUAAUGAAUCUUCUAAUCAUGUCAGUCGCUUGGGAUUCUUUCAUGUCCUGAUCGCUCUAUGCAUCUGCCCUCAACCCUCCUAUGGUUGGGAACAACAGGCUAUUUAAUAUGAACGUUCUUGCAUCUGGUCAACUGAUGAUUGAUUGCCUCGUAUAAAUCUACACUGAAAAUUUGAUAUUAAGGAUCAUACAAGCAAUCCAAUGUUAGAAAUUGCCUCUAUGGUUUUAAGUUCUAGGCAGGUGAACUUUGAUGAACGAUUCCCUGUGAUGGUUCAAUUGCUGUUGUCACAUAAUGAAGGUGCUGCUGUUUUCAGGCGAUAUGAUGAGAAGUCUAACACCGAGUGUUGGUGAAUGUUCUAGUUUUGCAUCUUCGAACAGUCAACAUAAUGUUGAGGAUGACUGGAUGAUUGCUGUUGUACUUUCGGAAGAAUAUGCUAAAUUAGAUGGUGCUGUUCCUAGACGCCUUUCUAACCCCACACCUAUUCAUAAAUUUCAGCAUGUUCCACGGAUGAAUUCCUACAUUACGGAUGUAAGUGGGGCCAGCUUGGAUCACCAACGGCUGCUCCAGAGGUUGCAUGUUUAUGGCUUGUGUGAAGUGAAGGUCUCAGGGGACAGAAAUUGUCAGUUCCGUGCACUUUCGGAUCAAAUGUACAAGUCUCCUGAGCACCACAAAUACAUCCGGAAAGAGGUUGUAAAGCAGCUUAAAGACAACCGUUCUUUGUAUGAAGGCUAUGUCCCAAUGAAGUACAAGCACUAUUACAAGAAAAUGGCAAAAGUUGUGGUUAAGUUUCUGGGAAAUACAUUACAAUUCACUAUAUGAAAUACGAGAUGCUCCCAUUCCACAUAAGCCGAGGAGAAAAUACUGUUUGUUCUAGGGGUGUGGAUUGAUUCUGUUCAGGUUGCAUUUGGAGAGGUUGUGCAUACACUGUAUAUACAAUACUGUACUCUUAUAUUUAGUUCAUCCUGUAUUGACCAUGUCCUUUCUCUGUAUAUAUAUCUCUGUUCAUUUUGUUUUUUUUUGUUGAUGCCCUGUAUCAUAUUCAAUUUUCUCCGGUUCAGAAAAUAGCUGCUGAGUUUUUUUUUUGGUAAGGGCUGAUGAGUACUUUUAUUGACACAAUCUGAAAUUUUCACAGGCAAUCUUUUGAA
Messenger RNA from Macadamia integrifolia, 1743 nucleotides. RefSeq names its product OVARIAN TUMOR DOMAIN-containing deubiquitinating enzyme 12-like. Gene Ontology annotation, molecular function: cysteine-type deubiquitinase activity. The coding region runs from base 890 to 1417 and encodes 175 amino acids. The record is from RefSeq and is a predicted model, not a curated record. Gene Ontology annotation, biological process: protein deubiquitination. Lineage: Eukaryota; Viridiplantae; Streptophyta; Magnoliopsida; Proteales; Proteaceae. The transcript is spliced from 7 exons.